UCUCCAUUCCAGGCCUACGAGCGUCGCUUCCCCGUCUGCCCCCAGAUGCCGAUCGUGCUGGACUGCAACAUCACCGAGGACACAGUCUCGGACGACGGUUCCAAACGAGAAACGCACCGGCGCUGCAAGCUGGCCGUCGAAGCGCCUUACCUGUUCAAAAAGAUCAUCGGCGUCGACGUGGUCUUCUUCAUCCAGAAGAACUUCCUGGACCUGAAGGCGCGCACCCUCAACAUCGAGGCCACCAACGAGACCUUUUCGUCGCGCAUCGAAAUCUUCGAAAAGUGUCGCUACUACGCGCACCCGGAAAACCCGGACUGGACCUGCUUCGACCAGGUCGCCACGCUGGACAUUAAGAACUUUUUCGGCUUCGAGCACUCGAUGGAGAAGAUGGGCAUGAAGCAGUACUCGCAGACGACCCAGAAGGGCAAGGAGAUUAUCGAGUUCUUCAUCGUGGAGCUCAAAAAGGAGGGCGUCGAGCACGUGGAUCGCUGGAAAGAAGACGCCACCAUUCAGUCCCCGACAGACGCCACUGCCACCCCCACCGGCAACGGAACCAGUCCAACCGGUGCCGCCAACAACGCAAACAGCACGUCAACCGCCGUCAGUUCACAGCUGGUGGUGGUGUCGAGUUCCAGCGAAAAACCGCCCCUUUCGCGCGAUAACAGCAUUCUGGACGCGGACUACAUUGCGAAAUAUCUGGGCCAGCUGUCUCCGCUGCAGGAAUCCAAGCUGGUGCAGUACCGCAAACGAAUCGAGGAAGCUACGACGGCCUCCGACGGGGACAGCGCCGUGCCCGACUACCAGACGUUGCUGCGAUUCCUGAGGGCGCGGGACUUUAGUAUCGACAAAGCGACCACCAUGCUGCAGGAAUCGUUACAGUGGCGGGCCGAACAUCGGAUCGAUGACAUUCUGAGCGAGUACAAGACGCCGGUCGUGGUGGAAAAGUACUUCCCCGGUGGAUGGCACCACCACGACAAGGACGGCCGGCCGCUGUACGUCCUCCGGUUGGGCAACAUGGACGUUAAGGGGCUGCUCAAGUCGGUCGGCGAGGAUGAGCUGCUGAAGUUGACACUCCACAUUUGCGAGGAAGGACUCAAACUGAUGAAGGAGGCGACAAAGCUGUUCGAGAAGCCCAUCUGGAACUGGUGCCUGCUGGUGGACCUGGACGGGCUUUCGAUGCGGCACCUGUGGCGGCCGGGCGUCAAAGCGCUGCUCCGCAUCAUCGAAACCGUCGAGAAGAACUACCCGGAGACGAUGGGCCGGGUGCUGAUCGUGCGGGCUCCGCGGGUCUUCCCCGUGCUGUGGACCAUCGUCAGUGCGUUCAUCGAUGAAAAUACCCGGUCCAAGUUUUUGUUCUUCGGAGGUCCGGACUGCUUGCACACCGAAGGUGGCCUCGAGCAGUACCUCCCAAAGGAUAGAAUCCCCAAAUUUCUGGGUGGAGCGUGCAGCCCGACGAUUCCCACGGUGGCGGAACCGGUCCCAUCCAAGCUCUUUACUCGCUGCUUUCUGAGCGCGUGCCACUGUACCCUGAUUCACGAGGGUGGCCUCAUCCCGAAGCACCUGUACAAGUCCGAAUCGAUAGACGUCGAGGGCGGCGGACACGGCGGAAUGGCACAGCCACACGAUCACCACGGCCUGUACAAAUCGGUCGAUCUCAAGCCGGGCCAGAUAUUCGAGCUGCUCAUCCGGAACGCGGACCCACGCUCCGUGCUGACGUGGGACUUUGACGUGCUGCGGAACGAUCUGCUGUUUGCGCUGUACCGGACGGACAAGCAGUUUGAGCAGGUCUCAAACGAUUCUUUCUCAUCCGUGUUUGACGCGCCAGAGUUCAAGGAAGGUGUGAGCUAUACCAAACUGGAAGACAAAGUGAAAUGCAGACCGAAAGAGGGAGUUCAGGGCUCCCACGAGAUGCUCACCGCCGGCACGUACGUCCUGCAGUGGAUGUGUCCCCCGUCGUGCGACGGUCCCGCCCAGCUGAUGUAUUUCCACGAGAUCCUCAGCUCGGCCAACUACAAGGGCUCGAUGACCAGCUUGCAGUCGGGCUUCUCCUCCAACAGCUUACAGUCCCGAUGAAGUGGCGGCGAGGAUGUGUCGACGGAGGGAGAUUGAAGCUCAAGUGACGGUGUGUGUUCAGUACGCGGAGAAUGCAUUUGAUGUUUAGGACAAAAUCGUGUGACUAAUUCGAAGGUUGUAACACCGUAACAAUAAGCUAACAAUCGAAUGCGAGAAUCUUUUAACAGUAGGAGGAAAAAAGGGGGAGCGUGGAAGAGGGACACGAUUUGAAUCAAUUACGCGUUAAGGUGACAGUGAGUCUUAGAUGGUGGAAAGGUGUCAAAAGUGAUUAGCAAAUUUAGAAUUAUACAUUGAAAUGUCCGCGUGACUUAGACAUGUAAGACAAUAUCAAGCAAAUUGCAGAAGAAUCGUUAUGUUGUUAAUUGUAACACAUUUGCCAAGCAGUGAACGAAACAGAAUCCCCCUGCAAGAA
This is a messenger RNA of Culex pipiens pallens (northern house mosquito), 2485 nucleotides long. It is a transcript of the gene retm, whose product is annotated as protein real-time. Gene Ontology annotation, cellular component: cytoplasm. The annotation marks the transcript as partial. Lineage: Eukaryota; Metazoa; Arthropoda; Insecta; Diptera; Culicidae. The record is from RefSeq and is a predicted model, not a curated record. The transcript is spliced from 8 exons.